AUGGAGACUCCUCCAACAACAGCUCUUCAGAGCAUCCCGGAAAACUCUGAAUCUUCAGUUAUCGGUAGCUUUCCUCCUACACCCCCAGAUACAGCGAAGCCAUCUCGAAUAAGUAGCUUUCACGACUUGCAACAGAUCCCCCCAAUCGGGUUGCCAUCGAUAGAGUCCAUCAAACCCUACGCCCUACCUCCCAAGUUCCGAUCAAAAGAGGUCCUACCAGAGGAUCUCAAGACUCCCGACAACUAUGUCAAGCGUGACCCCCGUCUUAUCCGCCUCACAGGAGUUCAUCCCUUCAACGUCGAAGCACCCCUAAGCGAACUAUACGACCAGGGUUUCCUCACCAACGAGGAUCUUCACUAUGUCCGCAACCAUGGAGCCGUCCCCAAGUGCGAGGACGCCGAUAUGCUCGACUGGGAGUUCCAAGUCGAGGGCCUUGUCGAUAAUCCUAUCAAGAUGACAGUAAGGGAUCUUCUCAACGACUACGAGCAAGCCACUUAUCCCGUCACCCUCGUCUGUGCCGGAAACCGCCGCAAGGAGCAAAACAUGGUUCGGAAAACAAAAGGCUUCUCCUGGGGCGCUGCUGGUCUAUCGACGGCUCUUUGGACGGGCGUCCCUAUCGGUGACUUGCUUGCUGCUGCGAGGCCGAAGCGAGGAGCAAGAUAUGUCUGUUUCGAAGGAGCAGACAAGUUGCCUAACGGAUACUAUGGAACUUCCAUCAAGCUCAACUGGUGCAUGGAUCCCAACCGCGGCGUUAUGGUCGCUCACAAGAUGAACGGACAGAAGCUUCACCCUGAUCACGGAAAGCCUGUUCGAAUCAUCAUUCCCGGUCAGAUCGGUGGGCGAAGUGUGAAGUGGCUCAAGAGGAUCAUUGUCACAUCGGAGCCCAGCGACAACUGGUACCACAUCUUCGACAACCGAGUCCUACCAACGAUGAUCACCCCUGAGGCCAGUGCCGACUUGCCCGAUGUGUGGAAGGAUGAAAAGUAUGCCAUCUACGACCUCAACACGAACAGCGCCAUAUGUUAUCCCGCCCAUGAUGAGACUGUCCCGUUCCUGGACGCCCCAUCAAGUUACAAAGUCCGAGGAUACGCCUAUGCCGGCGGUGGAAAGCGUGUCACUAGGGCAGAAGUUACCCUUGACAAGGGCAAGUCAUGGCGGCUGGCCACUGUCCGAUAUCCCGAAGACGAUUACCGAUUCGCGCCUGAGGGAGACACUCUGUAUGGCGGACGAGUCGACAUGUGGUGGCGUGAGACGUGUUUCUGCUGGUGCUUCUGGGAACUUGACAUUCCUAUUGACGAGCUCCGUGAGGCAGACGAUAUCAUGAUCCGGGCAAUGGAUGAAUCCAUGAUGGUCCAGCCUCGUGACAUGUACUGGAGCGUCCUCGGUAUGAUGAAUAACCCCUGGUUCCGCGUCGUCAUCCAUAAGGAAGCCCACUCACUCCGGUUCGAGCACCCUACACAACCGGCCUUGAUGCCAGGAGGCUGGAUGGACCGCGUCAAAAAGGCCGGCGGGAACCUCGCCAACGGCUUCUGGGGCGAAAAGGUCUCUGGUGAAGCAGAAGAUGCCGUGGAGCAGGAGCCUGAAAAGGAGAUCUGCUUGACCGACCCCAAGGUCGACCGCAAGAUCACGGCCGCUGAGCUCAAGCAGCACGAUGGUGAGGUCGAUCCUUGGUUUGUUGUCAAUGGUGAGGUGUUUGACGGGACGCCUUUCUUAGAAGGCCAUCCCGGUGGUGCGGCGUCCAUCUUUGGUGCUGCUGGCCAAGACGUGACUGAAGAAUUCAUGACUAUUCACAGUGAAAAUGCCAAGGCAAUGAUGCCCGCCUACCACAUCGGCACCCUUGACGAAGCCUCCCGUGCCGCCCUCAGCGGCGACGACUCGGCAGAAGAGGAUCUGAACCGCCCCGUCUUCCUCCAGUCUAAGACGUGGAGUAAAGCCAUUCUGGAGCGCAAGACGACCAUCUCGUCUGACACAAAGAUCUUCACCUUCAAGCUUAACCAUGACAAUCAGGAGAUUGGUCUCCCCACUGGUCAGCAUCUGAUGGUGCGCCUCCGUGACCCGGCGACCCGCGAUGCUAUCAUCCGUGCCUACACACCCUACUCAGAUGGCUCGGAGAAGGGGCGGCUCGAUGUGCUCAUCAAGAUCUACUACGACACGCCCCAACGCAAGGGCGGCGUCAUGACACAGGCUCUCGACGCUCUUCCUCUAGGACACUUUGUCGAGUUCAAGGGUCCCGUUGGCAAGUUUGAGUAUCUCGGCGGUGGACUCUGCUCCAUCGGCGGCAAAGAACGCCGUGUCCGCCGUUUCAUCAUGGUCUGCGGCGGAUCUGGCAUCACCCCGAUCCGUCAGGUCCUCCGUGCCGUGAUGCGCGACCCCACUGAUCCAACGCCCUGUCUCGUCUUUGACGGUAACCGCGCCGAGGAAGACAUUCUCUGCAAGACAGAGCUCGAUGAGAUAGCUUCGGCCAACUCUGAGAGGUGCCGCAUCAUACAUGCUCUCACCAACCCAUCACCAUCGUGGACGGGAGUGACUGGUCGCGUGAACAAGGCGUUGUGCGAGAGAGACAUAGGCCAGCUCGCCAACAAUAGAGAGGGCGAUGAACUGGUACUUGUAUGCGGACCUGGUCCGAUGGAGAAGAGUGUCAAAGAGAUAUUCUCAGGAAUGGGCUGGAAGGAAGAUGAUUUUGUCUUUUUCUAA
Molecule: messenger RNA, 2694 nt
Organism: Fusarium keratoplasticum
Lineage: Eukaryota; Fungi; Ascomycota; Sordariomycetes; Hypocreales; Nectriaceae
Product: Nitrate reductase
Exons: 2
Coding region: 1-2694 (897 amino acids)
Biological process (GO): nitric oxide biosynthetic process; nitrate assimilation
Molecular function (GO): nitrate reductase (NADPH) activity; molybdopterin cofactor binding; heme binding
Source: RefSeq, a predicted model, not a curated record